AUGGCCUACGACCGCUACAUGGCCAUCUGCAACCCGAUUUACACAGCUAUUAUGACGCAGCGGGUCUGCAGGGAGUUAGUGAUAGGGGUCUAUACCUAUGGCUUCCUAAACUCUGUGAUACAGACAGCUCUGACAUUUCAGCUGUCUUUCUGCGACUCCAACGUCAUCCACCACUUCUACUGUGCUGACCCCCCUCUCCUGACCCUCUCCUGCUCUGACACCCACAACAAAGAAAAGCAGCUCGUGAUCUUCUCUGCAGUAAAUCUCACUGGGUCCCUCCUUACCAUCUUCAUCUCCUACAUUUGCAUCCUCUUUUCCAUUAUAAAAAUCCAGUCUUCUGAGGGCAAGUGCAAAGCAUUUUCCACCUGUGCCUCCCACCUCACUGUCGUCACCGUCUUUUAUGGAACACUGUUUUUCAUGUACCUGCAGCAACCAAAAGCGGGGAAUUCAUGGAAACAAAACAAAGUAGUCUCUGUGUUUUAUAGUCUUGUAAUUCCCAUGCUUAACCCUCUUAUCUAUAGCCUGAGAAACACAGAAGUAAAGGAUGCCCUGAAAAAAAUGCUAGAGGGCAAAGAGUUAUAG
Nomascus leucogenys (northern white-cheeked gibbon) is the source of this 582-nucleotide messenger RNA. RefSeq names its product olfactory receptor 1030-like. The record is from RefSeq and is a predicted model, not a curated record. NCBI's taxonomy places the organism in Eukaryota, Metazoa, Chordata, Mammalia, Primates, Hylobatidae. Gene Ontology annotation, molecular function: olfactory receptor activity; odorant binding. Gene Ontology annotation, cellular component: membrane. Gene Ontology annotation, biological process: G protein-coupled receptor signaling pathway; sensory perception of smell.